Messenger RNA from Miscanthus lutarioriparius, 1263 nucleotides. The record is from the annotation of a GenBank genome assembly. Lineage: Eukaryota; Viridiplantae; Streptophyta; Magnoliopsida; Poales; Poaceae.
AUGGGAGUGGUAAUCCAGCUCCCAGAGGGUGCACUGCGAGCACAUUGCAAAGGUGCAUCAGAGAUCAUACUGGCAUCUUGCAGCAAGUACCUGAAUGAGGAAGGCAAUGUCGUCCCCCUGGAUGAAGGAACCAUUGAUCACUUGAAGGCCACAAUCGAUAGCUUCGCAAAUGAGGCCCUUCGCACUCUCUGUCUUGCUUACAUGGAAGUUCAGGAUGGGUUCUCAGUCAAUGAUCAGAUCCCGACAGAUGGGUACACCUGCAUUGGCAUUGUGGGGAUCAAAGACCCAGUCCGGCCCGGAGUGAAGGAAUCAGUUGCCAUCUGCAGGUCAGCAGGUAUUACCGUAAGGAUGGUCACAGGUGACAACAUCAACACGGCAAAGGCAAUUGCCCGGGAAUGCGGCAUUUUAACUGAAGGUGGCAUUGCCAUAGAAGGCCCAGAUUUCAGAACCAAGAGUGAAGAAGAGCUUACUCAACUGAUACCAAAGAUACAGGUGAUGGCAAGAUCUUCACCACUGGAUAAGCAUACCCUUGUCAAGCAUCUUCGAACUAAACUCGACGAAGUUGUGGCUGUGACUGGUGACGGGACAAAUGAUGCGCCUGCGCUUCAUGAGGCUGAUAUUGGGCUUGCAAUGGGCAUUGCCGGAACCGAGGUGGCCAAAGAGAGUGCUGAUGUCAUCAUUCUUGAUGACAACUUCUCCACUAUUGUUACCGUUGCAAAAUGGGGUCGAUCAGUGUACAUCAACAUUCAGAAGUUUGUGCAAUUUCAGCUCACUGUCAACGUGGUUGCUCUGGUGGUAAACUUCUCCUCAGCUUGCCUGACAGGGAGUGCCCCUCUUACUGCUGUGCAAUUGCUGUGGGUCAACAUGAUCAUGGAUACACUGGGUGCACUGGCAUUGGCUACAGAACCCCCAAACAAUGAACUGAUGAAGAGAACACCUGUUGGAAGGAAAGGAAACUUCAUCAGUAACAUUAUGUGGAGAAACAUCCUGGGACAGGCCUUCUACCAGUUCCUUGUAUUCAAUGAGGUGAACUCGAGAGAAAUGGAGAGGAUAAAUGUGUUUGAAGGCAUUCUAAACAACAACGUGUUCAUUGCUGUCCUCGGCAGCACCGUCAUCUUCCAGUUCAUCAUAAUACAGUUCCUUGGCGAUUUCGCAAACACUACCCCUCUUACGCUCAACCAGUGGAUAGCAUGUAUUUUUAUCGGUUUCAUAGGCAUGCCUAUCGCAGCUAUUGUGAAGAUGAUACCAGUUGGGUCUUCGUAG